GCAAACAAAACAAACAAACGUAGAGAAAAGUGGGUCUUACCAUUUUGGACGGUUUGAUUGAUCUCAUGUUCAUGUGCAAACGAAGCUUUCUGGAUUGAACGUUCGCUUGCGUUUGGACUGGGUGCUACGUCCACCGACUACCAACGAAGAAGAAAGAAAGAAAGAAAGGAGAAUUUUGAAACCCUAGAAAAAGAGAAUGGCAGCGGCAGCGGCAGCGGCAGCAGCAGUUACCGCGAAUGGAGGGCCAUCCGCGAAUGGAGGAUUGCCGUCGAUCGAUGGCCCGACGAAUCCAAUGGUCACUCCCCUCCUUACAGAUCUCUACCAGUUCACCAUGGCUUAUGCUUACUGGAAAGCAGGGAAGCAUCAGGACCGCGCCGUGUUUGACUUAUUUUUCCGGAAGAACCCGUUUGGGGGUGAAUACACCAUCUUUGGUGGUCUAGAAGAAUGUAUCCGGUUCAUUGCUAAUUUCAAAUUGAGAGAAGAUGAGAUCUCUUUCUUACGCACCACCUUGCCUUCUACAUGUGAGGAUGCCUUCUUUGAUUAUCUUAGGGGAAUCGACUGCUCUGAUGUUGAAGUGUAUGCUAUUUCUGAGGGAUCUGUUGUUUUUCCUAAGAUACCCUUGAUGAGAGUUGAAGGACCAACUGCUGUGGUUCAAUUAUUGGAAACUCCAUUUGUGAAUCUUGUCAACUAUGCCUCACUGGUUGCUACAAAUGCUGCAAGACACCGAUUUGUUGCAGGGAGGUCCAAAAAUCUACUUGAAUUUGGGCUUCGUCGGGCACAGGGUCCUGACGGUGGAGUAAGUGCUUCAAGAUACAGCUACGUUGGUGGAUUCGAUGCAACAAGUAAUGUUGCAGCUGGAAGGAUAUUCGGAAUACCACUUCGAGGAACACAUUCUCAUGCUUUUGUUAGCUCAUUCAUGAGCCCCGAUGAGAUCAUAGACAAAACAAUCUGUAGUUGCGAUGGUUCAGUUACAUGUGAGGAUUUUGUCAGCCGGGUGCAGUCCUGGCUAAACAAACUUCAGUGGGCAGAGUCAUUGCGUGGCAUUUUUGGUGAGACCAAUCAAAGUGAGCUGGCAGCGUUUACCUCGUAUGCAUUGGCGUUCCCGACGAACUUUCUAGCCCUUGUAGAUACAUAUGAUGUUAUGAGGAGUGGAAUACCUAAUUUUUGUGCAGUUGCUUUAGCCCUCCGUGACUUGGGGUAUAAAGCAGCUGGCAUUAGGUUGGAUUCUGGUGACCUAGCUUACUUAUCUAUUGAGGCUCGCAAGUUCUUUUACACAAUUGAAAAGGAAUUUGGUGUUACUGGCUUUGGGAAAAUGACAAUUACUGCUAGUAAUGACCUGAAUGAAGAAACUUUGGAUGCUUUGAACAAGCAGGGACAUGAGGUAGAUGCAUUUGGAAUCGGAACCUAUCUUGUUACAUGCUAUGCUCAAGCAGCUCUUGGUUGUGUUUUCAAAUUGGUGGAGAUAAAUGGUCAGCCCCGCAUGAAGCUUUCUGAAGAUGUUUCUAAGGUCUCCAUACCAUGUAAAAAACGGUGUUACAGAUUGUAUGGGAGAGAAGGUUACCCGUUGGUAGACAUAAUGAGUGGGGAAAAUGAGCCACCUCCGAAGGUAGCAGAACGGAUUUUGUGCCGUCACCCUUUCAAUGAAUCUAAGAGAGCAUAUGUUGUGCCCCAGCGUGUUGAGGAGCUUCUGAAGUGUUACUGGGCUGGAGGUUCAGAUAAAGUAAGAGAAGUGCUACCGCCACUGAAAGAGAUCAGAGAUCGUUGCAGGCAACAGAUGGAUCAAAUGCGGUCAGAUCACAUGAGACGGUUGAAUCCAACACCUUACAAGGUGAGUGUCAGUGCAAAGUUGUACGACUUCAUUCAUUUCUUAUGGUUGAACGAGGCACCUGUCGGAGAAUUGCAGUGAGAGUAUCCACAUGGCAAAAGCGGCAAGAGCAAGAAAUAAGAAGGGUGAUGGUCUUAGUGAAAAUGGGAGGUCUGGGUUCUUCAUCAGAAGGGACCUGUUGGGCAUGUUCCUUGGGCACCUUUUGAUAAACUGAAAAAUAAGCUCUGAAAAUUAAUCUAAGUGCUGAAUUGUAAAUUUGAAGUUUAGGGAUACUUUAGUGGAAAGUGAAAAGAAAUUUUCAUACA
This is a messenger RNA of Magnolia sinica, 2130 nucleotides long. RefSeq names its product nicotinate phosphoribosyltransferase 2-like. The coding region runs from base 197 to 1906 and encodes 569 amino acids. Gene Ontology annotation, biological process: NAD+ biosynthetic process. The record is from RefSeq and is a predicted model, not a curated record. NCBI's taxonomy places the organism in Eukaryota, Viridiplantae, Streptophyta, Magnoliopsida, Magnoliales, Magnoliaceae. The transcript has 16 exons. Gene Ontology annotation, molecular function: nicotinate phosphoribosyltransferase activity.